Messenger RNA from Puntigrus tetrazona (Sumatra barb), 1049 nucleotides. It is a transcript of the gene ywhae2, whose product is annotated as tyrosine 3-monooxygenase/tryptophan 5-monooxygenase activation protein, epsilon polypeptide 2. Lineage: Eukaryota; Metazoa; Chordata; Actinopteri; Cypriniformes; Cyprinidae. The record is from RefSeq and is a predicted model, not a curated record. The coding region runs from base 172 to 939 and encodes 255 amino acids. Gene Ontology annotation, cellular component: cytoplasm. Gene Ontology annotation, biological process: signal transduction. The transcript has 6 exons.
GGAUGGAGUUCUGUCGCCAUAUUUGGUCGCCGGUGGGAUGCGAGGAUCUUAAGCCGCCGCCGCUGCACCGAGUACCCCGAUAUAACAUAUUUAUUCACUUUGCUCCCGUCUGCGCGAACGAAACGCGUCUCUCGCCUCCGCUCGCCCGCCUUCCCCCGCUCCCCGGUAACCAUGGCAGAUCGAGAGCACUUGGUUUACCAGGCGAAACUGGCAGAACAAGCCGAGAGAUACGACGAAAUGGUGGAGUCUAUGAAGAGCGUUGCAGGAAAGGACACAGAGCUCACGGUAGAGGAGAGAAACCUGUUAUCGGUGGCGUAUAAGAACGUGAUCGGAGCUCGACGAGCCUCCUGGAGGAUCAUCAGCAGCAUUGAGCAGAAAGAGGAGAGCAAGGGAGGAGACGGCAAGCUCAAAAUGAUCCGCGAGUACAGACAGCUGGUUGAGAAUGAGCUGAAAUCUAUUUGCAAUGACAUUCUGGAUGUACUGGACAAACACCUCAUUCCUUCAGCCAACACGGGAGAAUCCAAAGUUUUCUACUACAAAAUGAAGGGUGACUACCACAGGUACCUAGCGGAGUUUGCCACGGGUAAUGACAGGAAGGAAGCAGCGGAGAACAGUCUGGUGGCGUAUAAAGCUGCCAGUGACAUCGCCAUGAUUGAGCUCCCGCCCACGCAUCCCAUCAGGCUCGGCCUCGCACUCAACUUCUCCGUCUUCUACUACGAGAUCCUUAAUUCUCCUGACCGUGCUUGCAGGUUGGCCAAGGCGGCGUUUGACGACGCGAUAGCAGAGCUGGACACGCUGAGCGAGGACAGCUACAAGGACUCCACGCUCAUCAUGCAGCUCUUACGGGACAACCUGACGCUCUGGACCUCAGACAUACAGGGCGACGGUGAAGAACAAAAUAAAACGGCGCUGCAAGAUGCUGAGGAUGAAAACCAGUGAGAUGUGAUAGCCAACAUGCUAAACCCCCUUCUCUCUCUCUCUCUCUCUCUCUCUCUCUCUCUCUCUCUCUCUCUGUCUCUCUCUCUCUCUCUCUCUCUCUCUCUCUCUCU